GCCGCCGUCGAGAGUGGACGCGUUUUCGCCAGCUCUUCGAUAAUACAUUUUACGCCGCCAUAUCCUCGGCUAAUUCCAGUAAAGUUUUCGCGGAGAAAUAUUAAAAAGCAUUACACAACGAAUUCCAAUCGCGUAAGUCGCCAGCGUGAUCAAAACAAAACGGGCAAUAAAUCUGCAAUCACACGAGCAUGCGUGCAUGAAGAGGAACAAUAACAAAAUCAACAAUAAUAAUCGCAGCGCUGGCAAAAGUACAGAAAGAGAAAAAGUGUGCAAAAUAUAUAAAUAAAUAAGUCCGGCACCCAUUCCCAUUCCAAUUCCGACUUUGGUGCGGUAGGUAAUGACACAUUCGGCAAGCGGCGCACGUAUCUAGAUGCGAACGAGCCAGCGAAAAGUAUCUGAAUCCAUCAGUGAAAAUCCGCGGAGCCACGACUCCGCCUUUUGCCACCCGCGUAGUUCACUAAUAUAUGUGCUUUUGAACGCCGCAUUAAAUAGCAAUAAACAAAUUAUUUGAAAAUCCACCAUGGAGCUGUCGCGAAACCUCCUCGCCAAACAAUCAAAAGAUGUGGAGUUCCAAGAUGUCUUCUACACAGUUAAGGAACGCAAGAACUUCUGGCGCGUAACCGGGGAGCGUCAAAUUCUGAACGGAGUCAGUGGCAGCUUCCGGAAUGGACAACUUUCGGCGAUCAUGGGACCCUCGGGAGCCGGAAAAAGCAGUUUGCUUAAUGCGAUUUCGGGUUUCAGACGCGAUGGAGUCACGGGAAGUAUUAAGAUCAAGAGGGACAAUGCCUGUUAUAUCACUCAGGACGACCAUCACCAAACUCUUUUAACUGUGGAGGAGCUAAUGAAUCUCGCCUGUGAUCUCAAACUGAAGCAGCGCCACAAAAAGGCAGAAAUCAUGACAGACAUCCUUGAGAAUCUCAACCUGAAUCACCGGCGAAAUGUUACAGCGGAAAAGUUGAGUGGCGGAGAGCGAAAGCGAUUGUCCAUCGCCUUGGAAUUAGUGGACAAUCCCAAUAUAUUUUUCCUGGAUGAACCAACCAGUGGUCUGGAUGAGGUGACCGCAGCCCAGUGCAUCCGAUUGCUGCAGGCGAUGGCCUACGAGGGUCGCACGAUCGUAUGCACCAUCCACCAACCUUCGGCGACAAUCUACAACUACUUCGAUAGCAUCUAUGUCCUGGCCAAAGGACACUGCGUUUACCAGGGCAGUCCUCGGGCCACCAUUCCAUUUCUAAGAUUGGCUCAGCUCGACUGUCCCAUACAUUAUAGUCCCUCGGAUUACAUUAUUGAACUGGUGGAUGCGGAGGAUGGCCACCUGGUGCCAGGACUCAGCGACCUAACCGAAAAUGGCAAGCUGAUCUACGCGGUAAAUGCGUCGGAUCAGUUGGGAGCCACGCUGACAUCUCAGCAGGCGGUGACCACGAUGUUCGUGGAACAGCAGAAGCGUCCGUUCCUGCCCUCCUUUUUUGCCGGCAGUGCCGCCUCCACGGAUGGUUCACUAAUUGGCGGCACGAGUGCGCUUGUGGAACAGGUUAAGGCCUUCUCCCGGCGACUCAACUCGGAUCGACGGGAUGUAUCUGGAGUGCGGCAGUUCAUGGUGCUCAUGAGGGUGAUGCUGCUGCGGAUAACCCGUGCCCGUUUGGCCCUGACCAUCCAGCUGUUCCAUCAUUUAUUGUGUGGCUUGUUCUUUGGCUUGAUAUUCUUCCAGUUGGGCAACCAGGGUGCUCGGAUGUUCGAUCACCUGAAAUUCUGCAUCGGUGCUGUUCUUAUGAUUGUGUACACCCAAGUGAUGGUGCCCAUUCUGAGCUAUCCCGCUGAGGUGAAGGUGGUCAAGAAGGAGACCUUCAAUCGCUGGUACACCCUGACCCCUUACUAUAUGGCAUUGACGAUAUCGCGUCUGCCACUUCAGGUGCUUUUGAAUAUCACCUUCAUGGCGGUCACCUACUAUAUGUCCGGAUUGCCACAGCAGUUUUGGCGCUUUGGAAUUUUCGUGGCCGUGGGCUUGAUGAUCUCUCUGGUUGCCGAGGGAAUGGGAUUGGCCAUUGGAGCCACCUUUAGCAUAACGAAUGGCAGUGUGGUGGGUCCCAUGAUGAUAGCACCUCUUAUGGGACUGGCGGUCUACGGAUUCGAUUUCGCACCCCAAAUCUCCGGAGGAAUGCAACUUCUGAUGAAGUUCAGCUACGUGCGAGUGGGCGUGGUCUCUCUUGUUUUGGCCGUCUUCGGAUUUCAUCGAGAGGAGCUCGACUGCGAUGAAAUCUACUGCCACUUUAGCGAUCCCCGCGUGCUUUUAAAGUUUUUGGACGUGGAAAAGGUUUCCAUGCUGCACCAGUUCGGGCUGCUGGCCAUGCUGAUGCUCUUCUUCCGGGUGAUGAUGUACAUCAGCCUGCGAAAGAGAUGCUACACCUGAUUUUGCAACCAAAACACCAGAUGAAUCUUAAUCUCUAAUUGUAGCCAAUGUCAAUGCUGUGAUGUUCGAUUUUAAACAGACAGAUAGAUACUCCCUGUACAUAUGUGAAUAUACACCAUUCCCCUGACAAGACAAAUGUUAACAUAAAUAUAAGUUAGUUUUAAGUUAGAAUACUAGUUGACGCCUGCAAACAUAUCGAAAUUAAAAAUAACAGAGCGGAGCCUAAAAUCAAUGAUGUCGAAAACAAGCAAUUAUCUUAAAUGAAAUUUAGUUAGCCGACUUAUUUUUUGAUCUUGUUUAGAAGGCGACCAUAUUUUGUAUAGUUUUCGUGGGUAAAGUAAAGUUAUACAAAUUUGACAAGAAUAAAACUAAUGUCUUGGAUAUUUAAUAUGA
Molecule: messenger RNA, 2797 nt
Organism: Drosophila ficusphila
Lineage: Eukaryota; Metazoa; Arthropoda; Insecta; Diptera; Drosophilidae
Product: ATP-binding cassette sub-family G member 1
Exons: 7
Coding region: 521-2404 (627 amino acids)
Cellular component (GO): plasma membrane
Molecular function (GO): ABC-type transporter activity; ATP binding; ATP hydrolysis activity
Source: RefSeq, a predicted model, not a curated record